CAGCGCGGCCGGCCGCCGGGUGUCGUCAGUGCGUUAUUCUGUGCCCGCUCCCCCGCCCCGGGCUGCUCCAAGCCGCGGCCGUAACUCGACACCUUCCCACGUCGCGUCGCGUCUUAUCAUGGGCCGGUUGAACUCUGAGACCCGUGCCGAAAUGUCCCCCAUGAUGGGUGCCAAAGACAGCGUCACCAUGAAGAAGGACCUGGGUGUGAUGAACGGUGUCGCCAUCAUCGUCGGCAUCAUCAUCGGCUCCGGCAUUUUCGUGUCGCCCAAGGGUGUGCUGGUGUACUCGGGCUCCAUCGGCCUGUCGCUGAUCAUCUGGGCGCUUUGCGGCCUGCUCUCGAUGGUCGGCGCACUCUGCUACGCCGAGCUCGGCACCAUGAUCCCGCGGUCGGGCGGCGACUUCGCCUACAUUCACGAAUCGUUCGGGCCGCUGCCGGCGUUUCUGUUCCUGUGGGUGGCGCUGCUCAUCAUCAUGCCGACCGGUAACGCCAUCCAGGCGCUCACCUUCGCGUACUACAUGCUGCAGCCCUUCUACAACACCUGCCACCCGCCGGACGACGUGGUCCGGCUAGUGGCCGCCAUGGUUAUUUGUUUCUUGACGUUCAUAAACUGCUACAAUGUGCGGUGGUCCUCAACAGUUCAAGAGGUGUUCACUGGAGCUAAGAUUGUGGCACUUAUCAUCAUCAUCGGAACAGGUGUGUACGUGCUAGGUACCGGAGACUUCAGCAAAUACAGCCAACCGUUCGAGGGAACGCGCCUGGACCCGGGACGGAUCGCGCUGGCGCUCUACUCUGGCCUCUUCUCUUACGCCGGAUGGAACUAUCUCAACUUCGUGGUAGAAGAACUCAAGGAUCCAUUCAGGAGCCUGCCGCGCGCCAUCUACAUCUCGCUGCCGCUGGUCACUGUCGUCUACCUGCUGGCCAACGUGGCCUAUUUCGCAGUGCUCUCGCCGACCGAGGUGCUGGCCUCCAACGCUGUGGCAGUGGUGAGUGGGUGUAGCCGCAUUUAUAAUUAUAAAUUAUCCUUAGCUCAACCACCAACAAAAACAAUCACCAGCUUCAGAUCAUCAGAAGUCCCUGCAAGCGGACUCUGACAGAAACGUUCAAGCUAUAGUUUCAGCCUUCGGGUCAGGAAACGGUACAGUCAGCCAAGCGUUGCCAGAAAAUCUGAGCAACACUUCAAGCUCGUAUGAAUUUGAUAAAGAAACAGCGUUUGGGCCUAUAUUUUAGCAUGACAAAAUGAAAGGGACCCUCCCACCUUCAAAAAAGUUAAUGAAUGGGGUUGGGAACUCGAUUUUUUAAGAAUGCAUGAAAAUGAUCAAACUAUUUUCACAGAAUUUAUGGUGCAUACCAUUGCCUCAUAAAAUCAAUAUGCUGAGAGAAAUGGGGGAAGAAAGAUAGGAAACUUGUUUUGAAAAGUUCUUGAAAAAGAUGCUCUUGAUGCUGUUACGUCACAUGUCACCUUCUGCGGUUGACAAAUAAUGGCGCAUCUGGCGCACCACAGAUUACAUGUUAUAUCAAUGGGUGAAAGAUGUUGUUUGUUUCACUCUGCCAUUCGCGCUGUUUUUAACUUUAAAUUAUGCUAAAACAUUUACGGAUGAAAUGUUCAGUGUCAAAAAUUGAUGUGUCUGCCGUGUACUAUAUUCCCACUUAACAUUGAGCGCGUGAUAAACAUUUUAUGUACCUCGAAUUUUCAAAUGAUAAAGAUGAUGAAUCGGAGGAUGCUGAAAAGCAAAAGUUCAUUCCAAUAUUUGGACUACUUUACGAUUAAAAUGUUUACAUUCCUGUCAUCUUAUUGAUCAUUUAUUUGUUCUUUUCUAUGAAAAUAACUUAAGGCGUUGAGAACCGAGGUAAUUUCUAUCUACCGUGCCUUAACUUACCAGCAACAGCAAUCUAUCUACGCCCUACGGUGGCAAGGGAGACUGUGAAAGAAGCGUAAGAUGGAUUCUAAACAAUUCUUUUGUGAUAUACUGAAGGGCAAAGUGCAGAGAAGAGCGUACAAGUCCUGUUUUGUGCCAGGCUGUUGCAGUAGCACUUAUGAAACUCCGAAAACGAUCUUCGUUCAUGUCCCGAACAACAUUACCCUGAGGAGAUGAUCGUCUGCAAUAGCAGGAAGAGCUGAUGCAAGUACUUUGAAAUUCACUAUCAAGUCGGUGCUAUUGUUGUAAUGAUCACUGUGAGGUGAGAUAUUUUGUGCAAGGGCUGAGUGUAAUGCCCAGGAGAUGACCUCCAUUCGCCCCCUGACCGGUCAGGAUUAUAAAAUUUGAGUGGAUGGCGGUCCGUUUGGGGUUCAGAUGUCAAUUGUAUUUUGUUACUGUCAAACAAUACAUGUUAUGCUGGCAGCGAAUGUGUGUAACGUCGGUUUUCGAAACAGAAGUUAGAACUGUAACGGCAGAGUGCUUGCUGGUCUCAUCGUAAGUAUUGUAAGUGUUGUAAGCAAAAGCAUUGUCAAUAUUGUAAGUAUUGUGAGCAUUGAUGUAUGGUAGAUAUCACCUCACAUGAUCUCGGCUCAGAUAACCCUCCCCGGUGUCCCUGUCAGUAAAUGGCACCUGGAUCAUUACAGAUAAGAUAAUUUGUCAUAAUUCUUAAAGAAUUGGGUGGUUUUGACUCGCUUACUCGAGGUGCAGGUCGCAUUUCAAAUUUUUUUCAUAUUGUUAUGUGGAUUUACAUUGCUUGGGCCUGUGACGUCAUUUGGCUUCCACCAAUAGGCGCUCGGUUUACUUUUGUAUGACCCAUACGAGGUCACGCCAGGGCGGUGACCGGGACGGUCGGUCAGUUGGAGGAUAGCUCUCGCCACGUAAGUACCUCGGGUCGGUGUUAGGGUCGUCCACGCCAGGGGUUCUGGCGGGACGUCUCCCCUCCCCCGCGAACAGUGUCAUUCCGAUAUUCCCGGCUUGAAAUCGUCUGCGCCAGGGGUUCUGGCGGGACGUACGUGUAGCGGGGCUCAGCUGCAAGAUAAUAAUUUGUUUGUUUGGUUUGCGAGGCUGGUCAGUCACUGGGGCAUAUAGGCUGCUACGCUGUACGGUGAUGGGUCAUUGGGUUCUGGGCAUUCAAAGAGGAAUAUUUAAUCAGGUUGGCUGCCCGAGGCUCUCUCUCAACCCGGUUGGGACCCCCCCUUUAAAUACGUUUACUUGAAACAGAAAAAACGACACUUCACAUCACAGUCACAUCCCGGCCACUGCACGGAGGGGUACCUCCCACUGGAUAUACCACAUUCACAUUUCGACUCACUCUAACCUAGCCUAACCUAACCUACCUAACCUAAAAACAUAACCUAACGUAGCAUAAUCAUGCACUCAAACACACAUCUCACACACACGAAAAACGCCAGACUAUCAGUCCGCUCCCUCCCUCUUUACCUAACUCUCCCCCAGUGGUGCACAGUGACAAGUUAAUGCAAGCUUGUUAGAUGUCAUUUCCCUGCCCAUGUAAAACGUAGCUGGUGUAUUAGGCUGCGGAUCACCCUGCCGCCAAGAUAGAACACAUGAGCAGCCUGCUCCCAAAAUAAAAAAAACAAAA
This is a messenger RNA of Amphibalanus amphitrite, 3518 nucleotides long. RefSeq names its product Y+L amino acid transporter 2-like. The coding region runs from base 119 to 1093 and encodes 324 amino acids. Gene Ontology annotation, biological process: amino acid transmembrane transport. Gene Ontology annotation, cellular component: membrane. Lineage: Eukaryota; Metazoa; Arthropoda; Thecostraca; Balanomorpha; Balanidae. The record is from RefSeq and is a predicted model, not a curated record. The transcript has 6 exons. Gene Ontology annotation, molecular function: L-amino acid transmembrane transporter activity.